CAACGCGGCGACACCUAACGGCCGCCACCGCUGGAGAUAAGCCCAUAGAUAUCACCAAAACAAGACCAGAAACCCACGGCUUGGUGCCCACCCCAAUAAUCCCAUCUCUCACCCUAUAAAUACACCUAGCAGCCUCUAUCCCAAUUCCCAACAAGGCAACAAGCUCAAAGCACAGCAGACUUGUUUGUCUCGCCUCACUGGUUCCGGACCAAGAUGACCUCCAUGGGAUUCAGCUAUGCGCAGAUCCACGUGCGGCAAGAGAGGUGCAGGACGAAGAGCCUGCAGGCCGAAGAGAAAGAUAAGAAGGCCAAGGAUGCAGCUGGUGGAGGAGAGGAGGUUAACAGGAGACCAACGGCUGAAGACGACAAGGCCGGCGGCGGCGGCAGCUCAUGGGCAAGCGGGAAGAAUCAAUCGGCGGCGUCGAACACGCCUGAGUUGUCGCCGGGAAUGUCACCGACGUUCCCCGGACAGUAGCCAUUCGCACCGCCGUUCGGGCCUCCACCGUUUGCCCCUCCUCAGUUCAGCCCUCCUCCGUCAGGCCCUCCGCCGUUCGACCAACCUCCAUCGUAGAAGAUAAAUUUGUAACUGUGAAAUCGAACUACUUCUAGUCUUUCGGUGUGUGAACUUGUGUAUUUGUUGCUUUGGAUUGAGAACUUGAGCUCAGACGACGUGAAUUCCUAUAUAUCGACUGUCUGUGAACUUUAAUAUGCUCUAUAUAUGAUGCU
This is a messenger RNA of Panicum virgatum (switchgrass), 725 nucleotides long. RefSeq lists its product as uncharacterized. The record is from RefSeq and is a predicted model, not a curated record. The transcript has 2 exons. The coding region runs from base 214 to 474 and encodes 86 amino acids. Lineage: Eukaryota; Viridiplantae; Streptophyta; Magnoliopsida; Poales; Poaceae.